Piliocolobus tephrosceles (Ugandan red Colobus) is the source of this 991-nucleotide messenger RNA. It is a transcript of the gene SULT1C4, whose product is annotated as sulfotransferase family 1C member 4. Gene Ontology annotation, molecular function: sulfotransferase activity. The record is from RefSeq and is a predicted model, not a curated record. Lineage: Eukaryota; Metazoa; Chordata; Mammalia; Primates; Cercopithecidae.
UGCUGCCUCUAUCCACAAUGCAGCCAUAUGCUGACUGAGAGAUAACUUUGUGUCUGGAAGAGCCCUCUGAUUUCCUAUACUAACGGCCUUACACAAGAUGGAGGAUUUUACAUUUGAUGGAACAAAGCGCUUAAGUGUCGACUACGUGAAGGGAAUUCUUCAACCCACAGUCACCUGUGACAUCCGGGAUGAGAUCUGGAACUUCCAAGCCAAGCCUGAUGACCUGCUUAUUUCUACCUAUCCUAAAGCAGGAACAACAUGGACACAGGAGAUAGUGGAAUUAAUACAAAAUGAAGGUGAUGUGGAGAAAAGUAAACAGGCACCAACUCAUCAACGAUUUCCUUUCCUCGAAUGGAAAAUCCCAUCCUUAGGAUCUGGUUUGGAACAAGCUCAUGCAAUGCCCUCACCACGGAUCCUGAAAACACAUCUUCCUUUUCACUUGCUGCCACCAUCCUUCCUAGAGAAAAACUGUAAGAUAAUCUAUGUAGCAAGAAAUCCCAAGGACAACAUGGUGUCCUAUUACCAUUUCCAAAGAAUGAAUAAAGCACUUCCUGAUCCAGGAACAUGGGAAGAGUAUUUUGAGACAUUUCUGGCUGGGAAAGUGUGCUGAGGCUCCUGGCAUGAACAUGUGAAAGGAUGGUGGGAAGCCAAAGACAAACACCGUAUUCUCUACCUCUUCUAUGAGGACAUGAAGAAGAACCCAAAGCAUGAAGUUCAGAAGCUAACAGAAUUUAUUGAGAAGAAACUAGAUGACAAAGUUCUAGAUAAAAUUGUCCAUUACACUUCAUUUGAUGUUAUGAAACAGAAUCCAAUGGCAAACUAUUCAUCGAUUCCUGCUGAAAUCAUGGACCACUCCAUUUCUCCAUUCAUGAGAAAAGGGGCAGUGGGAGAUUGGAAGAAACACUUCACCGUGGCUCAGAAUGAGAGAUUUGAUGAAGAUUACAAGAAGAAAAUGGCUGAUACCAGACUAACUUUCCACUUCCAAUUCUAG